AGACAGUGAAAGUGCAAGGAUCGAGCGCUUCUUGUCCGCAUACUUUAAGUGAUCCAUUGUGAAUAUCGAUAAAUACACACGACAAGUACUGCGGUCAUUUUUUUUGGGUGCUUCAGACAAAGAAGAAGAAGGAGAGGAAGAGCAUAAACUAACAAAGAUGUUACGAACUCUCUUGAUUCCGCUACUAUUGUGCUCUUUGACUACCGCUGCUGAUUUUGAGGACACCUUUAAAAACUGUCAUCCCGACAGAGUGGGUUUUGAUGGCUGUGUACGAGAAGGAUUGAAUGCGAUUCGACCUUAUUUCAAAACCGGUCUGCCGAAAUACAAUGUACUUCCAUUUGAUCCGUUUUUUGCCAAAGAGAUAACUGCCAAGAGGGGGGUUCCGAAUUUCGGUUUUACUUUAACUCUUCGAAAUGUCACUGAGACGGGAUGGUCUAUUAGUAAAGUAACCAAAUUUAUCUCCGAAUUGAGAUAUUACAAGAUUGUGUACACACAAAGUUUCCCGAAGAAAGAGCUGUUUGGUAAUUACGAAUUUAAAGGUUCAUUAUUCAGCUCCACUAUAAUGAACAAAGGAAAAUUCACCCUCGCCUUGUACGAUCUAAUACAAACGACCACCGUGGUUAAACCACCAGGAGAAAAAGUGCGGGCCGAAAUGGAUGUCGAGAGCAUCCAAAAUAUGGAACUUCACAUCACAAAUCUUCUAUUCGGCAAGCAAUUUUUCGAAAGUAUCCUCGAUAAGAUAAUCAACAAAACCUGGCAACCGGGUUUCGUAUUAACGAGGCGUCUAAUCAACGAACUCGUCUCCACCGCCUUCACAGAAAUCUUUAAUACAUCUUUCCAUGAUUUUCCCUUCGAGCAGAUUUUCAAAUUUUCGAACCAAUCUAUAAGUUAAAUCAAUUACAGUCUUUAAGUGAGAUUAGACAAUUACGAAUGAAUAGAUAAAAACGCAUAUCUCUUAAUUAAGUACAAAUAAGUACAAUAAAAGAGAAUUGCUGAAUAAGUAUAGUGUAAAUUAAAUCGCUGGUGAGAAAGCGAAGUAUUCAGCAAAAUAACUUUCCUAUCGUUUUUGGUGAAAGCAUUUUCGUAAAAUUUCGUCUUGUUCUUAUUAAUUCGUUUACAUAACAGACACGUUUUCACUGUAUGACAUAAAACAAUUCAGCAAAGAAUAUAUGUUUUAUACAUUUUUUUCUUUUUUAUUUUACGAUCCUUACGCUUUGCAUGUUAUUCGGUUAUCAUCGAGUACUUUUUUACGGUACUUAAUCCGAAUUAACGCUGUUCAUUAAUUCGGUACAUCCUGUAUGUACAAUUACGUCUUCCGUUGAACGCUAUGUGGAAUGCUAAGCAUUUUGAUCAGAGAGGGUAUUUUUUGUCUGAAUAGCUGUUUACCUUGAGAAACCACGGUCUUUGACCGCGUAUUCUCACAGAACAUGGGAACAUUGUAUCAUGGCGCAAUAUCGAGUCAAAUAAUAAUAUUAACGCAAUUUAUAAUUCAUAUAUCGGAAGAUGAUAAUGUAUUAGCAUUUGUCCGCGCGGCAGAAGUGUUAUUUUGUCAUUUAUGACAGCUGUACAUGUAUAUUCUCGACUUUUCUCAUCUCAUUUCAGUCUCAUAUCAUUGCAUUCUGAUUGUUUAUUAAAUGUACAACAUUUACAUUCUCUCUAGUUUUUUCAUAUAAUUAGGUUCACGAUAUUCAAGAGAAAUAUAAUUUGACACACAUUGUGCAUGAAGAAAUGAACAGAUAAAUUAUAAAAUCUUUUUCCUAAGAUGCAAAACUAUUUUUCUCUACAUUUAUUAUAAUAUAGAUCUAAAAAAUCCUUAUUAUUGCUGAAAGAAAUUUUAGAAUUAU
Molecule: messenger RNA, 1844 nt
Organism: Nylanderia fulva
Lineage: Eukaryota; Metazoa; Arthropoda; Insecta; Hymenoptera; Formicidae
Gene: Jhbp16
Product: Juvenile hormone binding protein 16
Biological process (GO): multicellular organismal reproductive process
Source: RefSeq, a predicted model, not a curated record